AUGCUGGCCGCCGCCUGGCUGGCCAGGGGCUCCUGGGGGCUUCUCCGCGGCGCGACGCGGAGGCGGCCGGGCGGCGGCGGCGGUGCGAGGCCUUUGGGCGGCCGGCCCGGUCCGGUGGCGUGUGGGGGGCGGCGGGGCGGGGGCGUCUCGUGCCCGCCCGCGCGCGCGGGCCCCCCGCGGCUGCUGCGCGCUCCCGCCGCCGCCUGGAGCCGCCUCCUGAGCGGCGGGGCCGCCCCGCCCGAACGGCCCCGGGAGCGCGGCCCGGCGGGGCCCUACGCCGAGCUGUACGAAAACCCCUGGACCAUCCCAAAUAUCCUGUCCAUGGCGAGAAUGGGUCUGGCGCCAGUUUUAGGCUAUUUGAUUGUUGAAGAGAAUUUCAACGUUGCGCUCGGUGUCUUUGUCCUGGCUGGCGUGACAGACCUGUUGGAUGGAUUUAUUGCACGGAACUGGGCUAAUCAGAAAUCAGCACUGGGAAGUGCUCUCGAUCCCCUGGCGGAUAAAAUUCUCAUCAGCGUGCUCUACGUGAGCCUAACUUGUGCAAAUCUUAUCCCAGUUCCACUGACUUCCAUGAUUAUCCUGCGGGAUGCAGCACUCAUUGCCGCAGUUUUUUACGUGAGAUACAAAACUCUUUCUCCACCGAGAACACUGAGUAGGUAUUUUAACCCCUGUUAUGCUACUGCACAAUUAAAACCAACAUUCAUUAGCAAGAUGAACACAGCAGUUCAGCUGAUUUUGGUGGCGGCUUCUUUAGCAGCUCCUGUUUUUAAUUAUGUGGACAGCAUAUAUCUGCAGACAUUAUGGUGCAUCACAGCUUUCACAACGGUGACAUCUGCCUACAGCUAUUACCACUACGGCAGAAAAACUGUCCAGGUGAUCAAGAACAAGUGAAGUGGUCCAGGUGAUAAAAGGUGAAGUGUUCCUGGAAGGGCAGGAAGGUGCUGUGCCCACAGAGGUGGUGGUAUUGCAGCUGAGUUUUGGAUCAAAGCAAGCUUUGUUUUUCUGCUUAAACCAUGGCAUCACAAUGAAGUGAAAUUUGAAUAUGUACUGUGUAUAUAUAUAGAGAGAGACUUUUCAAUGUAUUUUUAAUUUCUUUAAAAAUGAGGUUGUUUACAAAAGCAAAUAAAUACCAUUCUUAAAAACAUGG
This is a messenger RNA of Cinclus cinclus, 1144 nucleotides long. RefSeq names its product cardiolipin synthase 1 (gene CRLS1). The record is from RefSeq and is a predicted model, not a curated record. The transcript is spliced from 7 exons. The coding region runs from base 1 to 888 and encodes 295 amino acids. Gene Ontology annotation, molecular function: cardiolipin synthase activity. Gene Ontology annotation, cellular component: mitochondrion; membrane. Gene Ontology annotation, biological process: cardiolipin biosynthetic process. Lineage: Eukaryota; Metazoa; Chordata; Aves; Passeriformes; Cinclidae.